AUGUCACGCCUGAGUCCGCAUCUGGAGCAAAUCAGCUACUCCUGUCAAGGAAUCGACUCUCUUCCCUUCCCGCCUCCCAAAAUAUUCACCAACGCGCUCCUCUCCGCCCCCGACAUCACCUCUCUGAUCCGCGACACCGAACCCCACGAGCGCGCCCUAUUCUCCGUUCCCCCGCCACCUCCUCCUCUCGCCCAUACCAAACGCGCUGCCUCCGUCUCUGCCUCUGACGACGCGAAACCCGCGGCUAAGCGCCGCCAGACCGUCUUCAACGUGACGGCGACUGGCGACGUAACGACUGGCGGCGGCGGCGGCUCGUCCACACGCGCGGCGGCUCAGCCCCGGAAACACACGGCCGUAGCGGCGGUGCUGGGCGGCGCGAUGCACGAGCGGCUGCGGGAGGACCGUCGAGGGGGUGCGGUGGUGGACGUGGAGGUGCUGCUACGGGGCGCGGAGACGCUGUGCGGUGUGUAUGAGCUGCCGGGCGCGCGGGAGCGCAUCGCGUCGCUGAGGGCAAAGUAUAGGAAUGGGAAAGAGACGGUGGAGUACUAUGAGGGCAAGGUGGCGGAGCAGGGAGCCGAGUUGGCGAGUCAGAAUCGGGACUGGAUGGCGGAGGAUGAGGAGGAGGAGGGGGAGGAGGGUGAGGGGGAGGAUGAGGAGGGGGAUGUGUGGACGGAGGAGGAUUUGAAGAGGGAAGAAGAAGAGGCGAGGGAGCUGGAGACGAAGAAGAGGGUACUGCAGGCAAGGUUGAGAAACAUGGAAAAGGAUCUGGGUGGGUUGAAGAAUAUGUAG
Molecule: messenger RNA, 789 nt
Organism: Beauveria bassiana ARSEF 2860
Lineage: Eukaryota; Fungi; Ascomycota; Sordariomycetes; Hypocreales; Cordycipitaceae
Product: DASH complex subunit Spc34
Exons: 2
Coding region: 1-789 (262 amino acids)
Biological process (GO): attachment of spindle microtubules to kinetochore
Cellular component (GO): DASH complex; spindle microtubule
Source: RefSeq, a predicted model, not a curated record